Messenger RNA from Hibiscus syriacus, 4228 nucleotides. RefSeq names its product trafficking protein particle complex subunit 8-like. Gene Ontology annotation, molecular function: protein binding. The record is from RefSeq and is a predicted model, not a curated record. Gene Ontology annotation, cellular component: cytoplasmic vesicle; TRAPPIII protein complex; phagophore assembly site. Gene Ontology annotation, biological process: protein localization to phagophore assembly site; endoplasmic reticulum to Golgi vesicle-mediated transport. Lineage: Eukaryota; Viridiplantae; Streptophyta; Magnoliopsida; Malvales; Malvaceae.
AUUCAUUUCUUGAAGCUCUCGCUCGCUCUCUGUCACAAAUUCGAAACCUGAAUUUGACACCAAAACAAGAAAAGAUCGGAUUGAAGAAUCCGGUGGAAGUGGAAGGCUAUAUUCUCCGGAACUGAUCUAAUUGGUUCUUCAAAGUUCCCGAGUCAGCUCGCCCAGAAAUCACAUCCGGCUCAUUAGCUUUCAGCGAAACGACAACCGGAGGAGAGGGCGAGAGUGAUGGCGGAUCCGGCCAACACGCCACUUGGUAAAAUGCUAUUGGAGGAGAUCGCUCCUGUUGUUAUGGUACUCUGCACUCCACUUGUGGAACAAUCUUGCCUCAAGAACGGAAUAUCCUUUGUCCAGAUGCUUUCCCCUUUCUGCGACUUCACAAACAUUGACGUGCCUGUACGAACGUCGAGUGAUCAACCCUACAGGCUGCGGAAGUUCAAAUUGCGCUUGUUUUACUCCUCGGAUAUUCGGCAGCCGGAUCUCGAGGUAGCAAAAGAGAGGCUAAAGCAGGUUAUUACCCGUGCGGGAGAGAAAUUUUUUCUUGAAUCUUCAGAACCAUCUCAAAUUAACGAUCUUCUCUCUAGGCCUGAAUCUGAAAUUUUACCAUCGUGGUUUCAGUUUUUUAACAAAGAGCUUGUACGUACAUUGUCUUUUUCAGAUCAUGAAGCUUUUGACCAUCCCGUGGCAUGCCUUUUGGUUGUGUCCUCGAAGGAUGAUGAACCUAUAAACAGAUUUGUAGACCUCUUUAACACCAGCAAAUUGCCCUCUCUUCUCAAUGAUGGUGCAAUGGACCCAAAGAUUUUGAAGCAUUACUUACUUGUGCAUGAUGAUCAAGACGGUCCUUUAGAUAAGGCUACUAAGCUUUUGUCUGAGAUGAGAAAUGCAUUUGGCCAAAAUGACUGUCAAAUAAUUAACAUUAAUUCUUCUCAAGAUGGGCAAAUCCAUCAUGAAGAUAACCCUUGGGCUCCAUUUAAACCUGAUGCUUUACCUACUGAAAAUCUUGGUGGUUUCCUCGAUCUUGAUGACUUGAAUGAGAUAAAGGAUUUUUUGCUAGAAUUAUCAUCUAAACAUAUCAUUCCUUACAUGGAACAAAAGAUACGUGUGUUGAACCAAGAGGUUUCUGCAACAAGAAAAGGUUUUAGGAACCAAAUUAAGAACUUGUGGUGGAGGAAGGGGAAAGAUGAUACUGUAGUUACCGCUAAUGGUCCUGUGUAUACCUUUAAGUCAAUUGAAUCUCAGAUUAGAAUUUUAGGUGACUAUGCAUUCAUGUUAGGGGACUAUGAACUUGCACUAUCGAAUUAUCGCCUAAUUUCCACUGAUUACAAGAUUGAUAAAGCCUGGAAGCGCUAUGCUGGUGUGCAGGAGAUGAUGGGACUUACCUACUUCAUGCUUGAUCAAUCAAGAAAAGAUGCGGAGUAUUGCAUGGAAAAUGCAUUUAAUACUUAUUUAAAACUUGGAUCUGCUGGUCGACAAAAUGCUACCAGAUGUGGUCUUUGGUGGGUAGAGAUGCUGAAGACAAGAGACCAGGUUAAAGAAGCAGCCACUGUUUAUUUCCGCAUUUGUGGCGAGGAUACUUUACAUUCGGCUGUGUUGCUUGAGCAAGCAUCUUUUUGCUACUUGUUAUCAAAACCACCAAUGUUGCAUAAAUAUGGGUUUCAUCUUGUUCUCUCUGGUGAUCAUUACAAAAAAUGUGAUCAGAUUAAACAUGCGAUUCGCACAUAUAGAAGUGUUAUCCCUGUUUAUAAGGAAACCUCUUGGAGUCUUAUUAAAGAUCAUGUUCAUUUCCACACUGGACAGUGGUAUGCUUUACUUGGCAUGUAUGAUGUUGCUGUCACUCAUAUGCUGGAAGUCUUGGCCAGCGCUCAUCAGUCGAAGGCAAAGCAGGAGCUGUUUCUGAGAGAUUUUCUUCAGAUUGUCCAGAAAACUGGGAAGACAUUUGAGGUAGUGAAACUUCAGUUGCCUGUUAUCAACAUUUCCACCCUUAAGGUCAUUUUUGAAGAUCAUAGAACUAAUGCCUCUGCUGAAGCUGCUAGUGUCAGAGAAAGUGUAUGGCGUUCACUGGAGGAGGACAUAAUCCCAUCAUUCUCUACUUCCAAGUCCAACUGGCUGGACUUACAAUCAAAGGUUAUACCACGGAAGUAUAAAGAAUCAAAUAUUUGUGUGGCAGGAGAAGCAAUAAAAGUGGAUAUUGAAUUUAGAAACCCUCUGCAAAUCCCUAUUUCUGUCUCAAGUGUUUCUUUGACGUGUGAGCUCUCUGCAAAUCCCGAAGAAGAUGCUAAUAGUUCAAACAUUGAGCUCCAGAAUAAUGAAAGCAAAACAUCAACCUCCACUGGGGAUAUUAAUUCGUCUUUGAUUUUAUCUGAGGUCGACUUUUCAUUAGAAGGGGGUGAAACAACCUUGGUGCAACUAACUGUUACACCAAGAAUAGAAGGAAUUUUGAAAAUAGUUGGUGUGAAAUGGAAAUUGUCAAGUUCGGUAGUAGGUUUAUGUGAUUUUGAGUCUAGCCAUGCAAACAGAAGAGUUGUCAAGGGAAGAAAGAAGGCUAAGCAUUCUCCUAGCAAUGAUUUGAAGUUUCUAGUGAUUAAGAGUACACCAAGACUUGAGGGUUUUAUUCAUUCUUUACCAGAAAAAACCUACGCGGGAGACUUGCGGCUUCUCGUGUUGGAACUAAGUAACCAAUCUAAGUUUCCUAUCAAGAACCUAAAGAUGAAGAUCAGCAAUCCCAGAUUUCUAUAUGCUGGGAAUCAAAGGGAGUUGAAUGUAGACUUUCCUGCUUGCUUAAAAAAGAUGAAUGUUGAGAAAAGCAGUGGGCAUACUAAUGGUAAUAAAAUGUCGCAGAAUGUGUUUCACUUUCCUGAGGAUAUAUCAGUGCAGGAGAAAACAUCAUUAUCAUGGCCACUUUGGUUUCAUGCUGCUGUUCCCGGAAAUAUUCCUUUGUACAUUACAAUAUAUUACGAAAUGGAAGGUGUAUCAAGCAUCAUGAAAUAUCGCACUCUACGCAUGCAUUAUAAUUUGCGGGUUUUACCAUCAAUGGAUGUAUCAUUUGAACUUAGUUCUCGCCCAUCAAGAUCAAUAGAGUUCCUCUUGCGCAUGGAUGUUGUCAACAAGACCAGUUCCGAAUGCUUCCAGGUUCAUCAGUUGUCAUCUGUUGGGCAGCAGUGGGAGAUCUCAUUGCUUCAACCUGUUGAUAGCAUCUUACCUUCUCAAUCUUUAUUUGCUGGUCAAUCAUUCUCAUGUUUCUUCAUGCUUAAGGAUCGCAGGAGGUCAGCAACUUCUGAAGAUUGUACACCUCUUUCCCGUAUUCAAAGUGAUGUAAGAUUGGGACCUCAGGAUAUCAAUGAAGCCCCCUUUGAUGUAUCGAGUUCGCCUUUGGCUGAUUUCCAUGACUGUGAAAGAUCAUGCCAGGGAAUGUCAUCUCAGGCGUAUGAAUCUAAAGUUGAUUUCGUUUUCAUCACUCAACUGCCGGAGGGUACUAUUGAUUCCGCUGCUCCUAAUACACCGCUUGUCUUUUCCUAUCAUGCUUGUGAUUGCAGUCUUUCUAGCAUGAAUCCAAUAUCAUGGAUAGUCGAUGGACCUCGUACCAUUCAACAUAACUUCUCGGCUCCUUUAUGUGAAGUAAAUUUGAAGAUGACUAUAACCAACUCCUCCAAUUCAGUUGCAUCUGUCCAUAUCAACACAUUCGAUUCCCCCAGUAGUAACAGCCAACCCAUAAACGACGCUGCUGCAUCUCAGCCUCCAGAAAACCAAGCAGGAUGGUCGGAUAUCCCCAUCGUCAGUGAUACAAAGAUCAUCACUAACGAUGCCCUUGCAACACGUUCUUCCAAGUCAUUGUCCAUUGAAAGUGCCCCCCAGUUCAUAUGGUCAGGGUCGAGCUCCACUAAACUCACACUUCAACCUAAGUCGACUGCCGAAAUUCCUCUUCAGAUUUGCGCUUUCGCUCCGGGGGUAUACGACCUGUCAAACUACGUCUUGAACUGGAAUCUUACACCCAUCAACGACCAAGUAAACCAAGGAGAAGCGAGCAAGUCGUCCGGAUCCUGCCAAGGGUAUCCCUAUUACCUUACUGUGCUCGAAUCUACUCGAAAGGGUAGUUAAUGUUUCCCAGUUUUAUUGAUGCACCGUUACUGAUGAGAUCUUUGGUUUAUAGUAAUUUUUGUAAUUUCACUUUUAUGGUGCCUACAAUGUAUAAUUGGAAUUGAAAAAACAAAGUGAAGAUAGAUGAACUAUUUUU